CCGCACGGAGCACGCUCUUCCAGGAUGUCUGCAUCGGUUGCUAGGCAACACAAGUAGUGUGCAGGAAACAUUGGGUGUUCCUUAGCAAACGUACACAGACAUAAGAGGCUUCGCACGUUAAUGUUACCUUUGUAAAGUUUUUCGUUUGUGUUCAAGUCGAUCGACGUUGUUCCUGCAGGAAUAUUUCGAAAAUGCCAAGCACUUAUGAUGCUAUUAAAGCUCCUAUCCACGACCAAAUCACUGAACUCCAGAGGAAAAUUCAGCUGCUUGAGGGAGACAGAAGCGCAUAUUAUGAAAGUUCUCAGGCCUCCAUCAAAAAGAACAGGGAAACCGUUCUCCAGUUAAGGCAGGACAACAAAAGGCUUCACAAGACACUCAAAGAAGCCCUUGUAGGAGAUGAGCAAGUAAUAAAAGAGGCCUUCCAAAAUCGUGGACCGGAGAAAGCAGCGUUCCGGAAUAUGUCUGGAAAGGAUGCCCUCAAGGUUCUGGACCAGAAGGUGUGUGAUAAGAUGAAGAAGCUGAAUGCUCUCAAACACGCCACACAAACGCAGCGCAAGCGGCUGCAGGAUCUGCAGGAUCAGUACCAGACCUUGAAGCCAGAGAACAAACGCCCUCAGAGUGGACUGCACAAGAAGGAGGACGAGGAGAAGAAUGAAGGGGCUACCGUUGAGACACAUCCCCAAAAGAACUUGCGUGUGCUUGAGAACCGACUGGAGAAAGCUCAGCUGAAGUGUCAGGAGGCAGAGUAUAUCAUGCGGGGCUACCUGAAACUCAAAGCCCAUCUCCAGGAGGAGAGUCUGACAUUCCAGUCCCAGCUGGACGUUCUGGAGGCAGAGCUCAUGAGGACGAGGCAGGAGCUGCAGGAGCUGCAGGUCAUGAACAAUGACGCCAUCCUGUCCAAGGACACGGCUAAGGAGGAGCUGCAGAGCCAAGAGGAGCAGGUGUAUCGGGAGCGCAGGGAGAGGGAGCGCAUCCUGUCCUUCUACAAGAAGCAGGUGGAGGAGCGCCGGGCCCAGACUGACAGAGUGGAGAGGAGGGGCCAGAGGACAGCCAUGCACCCAGAUGAGCUCAGCAGCGAGGCCCAGCGGAGUACCACUGGUCUCGGGGAGGAGGAGCGAGGCAUCUCCACCUUCGAGGAGGCCUUCCGCCGCAUCAAAGACGCCACUGGGGUCACCGACACUCGGGAGGUGGUGGAGAGGUUCAUCUCCCAGGGAGACAAACAGAGGCACCUGGAGGAGCUGAAAGAGGAGAAUGAAAGGACUCUGCUCCAGCUGAAGGAGGACAGAGACCAACUCCAGAGCCACUUCCAGGACAUCAAGUACUCUGGAGAGGCCAAACUCUCCAGUGAGCAGCAGCUGCUGGAGGAGUGUCAGCGCCACCUAGAGACGGAGGAGCAGAGGCACGAAGCGGCCAAAGAACACCUGGAUUGGCUCAGCCGCUUCCUCGGCACAGUGAGCGCUGGUGUGGAGCACCUGGGCAACAAGCUGCAGCACAUCCAACUGGCGGAGGGGGAGAGGCCGCUGCUGGAUGCCAGCUCAGAGGAGUAUGUGCUGGAGCUGCUGGCCCAGGCAGAACAGAAGCUGCUGCUGCUACAGGAGGAGCUUCAGGGGAAAGACCUGGCAACCCUCACUAAAGAGAUGGAGGAGGAAGAUUUUUAUGGCAGCAUUGAGGGAAAGCUCCCCACCUACAACACCCGGAUCCUGCUGCCUGAAACCCAGAGACCGGACCCUUAUGAAGAGGAGGAGGACAGCGGGGAUGACGAGGGUGACAUCAUCACGCGCGCCAUCCUCAAGCGCCAAUCACAAAUCAUCGUUGACUCCAAGACCAAGAGGAAGCCACGGCCCAAGAAGAAGAAGGGCAAGCUCUGAUCCCAGGUCUUCACCGCCUGAUGGUUUGUAUGAUGGCUGGACCAAAGCACCAAGACUGAUCUGAUCUGAAGUCCCUCUCCUCCUGUACACAACCAGCUGUAGUAACUCUACUGAGUUUGAUACAGUGAAAUAUAAUAGUGGGGUCAUUUUGUUUCAUAGAACUAUGUAUACUAAGCCUAGGACUAGAGAUGUUAUAUUUGAACUGCAGUGUCUUGACACAUUCUCUUGCACCUCAAUCACAUGCACAUAUUGAUUGUAUCUCCACAAACCACUGUAUAUGCUUCCUCCUCAUGAUGAUCUGUACAUGACAAAGCUGAAUAAAUGACAGAAAAUGUAAACACCUGGAUGAGAGCAUUCUGUUCUGACUAGAGGAGUUCUGUGUAUGUUCACUGAGUCUAAACAUCACGGAUGUGGGAUGUGGGAUAGGGGCAGGAGACGACACCAACCAGGCCAUUCCAUGUAUUCAACUGGGCCAUCAUAAAAAUAAAAUAAAAACUGAAGUGGA
Molecule: messenger RNA, 2373 nt
Organism: Clupea harengus (Atlantic herring)
Lineage: Eukaryota; Metazoa; Chordata; Actinopteri; Clupeiformes; Clupeidae
Gene: odad3
Product: outer dynein arm docking complex subunit 3
Biological process (GO): cilium movement; outer dynein arm assembly
Cellular component (GO): cilium; ciliary rootlet; ciliary tip
Source: RefSeq, a predicted model, not a curated record